Molecule: messenger RNA, 1223 nt
Organism: Enhydra lutris kenyoni (northern sea otter)
Lineage: Eukaryota; Metazoa; Chordata; Mammalia; Carnivora; Mustelidae
Product: lactate dehydrogenase C
Exons: 8
Coding region: 101-1099 (332 amino acids)
Biological process (GO): carboxylic acid metabolic process
Cellular component (GO): cytoplasm
Molecular function (GO): L-lactate dehydrogenase (NAD+) activity
Source: RefSeq, a predicted model, not a curated record
UUUUUUUUUCUUUUUUCUUUUUAAUCUUCCUUAAAGGCAGUGAGUUCUGUGAUCUGGCUGUCUGUACUGAGUUGCGCCAAGCAAAGCACUUGUUUUCAAAAUGUCAACUAUCAAGGAGAAGCUUAUUGAGAGUCUAAUUGAGGAAGAUGAAGCCUCCCAGAGUAAGAUCACCAUUGUUGGAACUGGUGCUGUAGGCAUGGCUUGUGCUAUUUGUAUCUUAUUGAAGGAUUUGGCCGAUGAACUCGCCCUUGUUGAUGUCACAGUGGACAAAUUGAAGGGAGAAAUGAUGGAUCUUCAGCAUGGCAGUCUUUUCUUUAAUACUUCAAAGAUUACCUCUGGAAAAGAUUACAUAGUAUCUGCAAACUCCAAAUUAGUUAUUGUGACAGCAGGUGCACGGCAACAGGAGGGAGAAAGUCGCCUUGCCCUGGUGCAACGGAAUGUGAACAUCAUGAAAUCAAUCAUUCCUACCAUAGUCAAGCAUAGUCCUGACUGUAAGAUGCUUAUUGUUUCAAAUCCAGUGGAUAUUUUGACAUAUGUGGUCUGGAAGCUAAGUGGCUUACCUGCAACUCGUAUAAUUGGAAGUGGUUGUAAUCUAGACUCUGCCCGUUUCCGUUACCUAAUUGGAGAGAAGUUGGGCGUCCAUCCCACAAGCUGCCAUGGUUGGAUUAUUGGAGAGCAUGGUGAUUCUAGUGUGCCUUUAUGGAGUGGGGUGAAUGUUGCUGGUGUUGCUCUGAAGACUCUAGACCCUAAAUUAGGAACUGAUUCAGACAAAGAGCAGUGGAAAAAUAUCCAUAAACAAGUUGUUGAAAGUGCCUAUGAGAUUAUCAAGCUUAAAGGAUAUACCUCUUGGGCUAUUGGACUGUCUGUGACAGAUCUGGCAGGAUCAAUUUUGAAAAAUCUUAGGAGAGUGCAUCCAGUUUCGACUAUGGUUAAGGGCUUAUACGGAAUAAAUGAAGAAAUCUUUCUCAGUAUCCCUUGUAUCUUGGGGAGAAAUGGUGUCUCAGAUGUUGUGAAAGUUAACUUGAAUUCGGAGGAGGCGGCCCUUUUUAAGAAGAGUGCAGACACACUCUGGAAUAUCCAAAAAGACCUGGUAUUUUAAAGCCUCUUAAUGCUUCACCGUUCAAUAGAACAGAAGAUAUCAGACUUAUACAUUUUGAAAGUAUUUUAUUUUUUGGGUUUUUUUUUGGAAAGUAUUUUAAUCUGAUCUGUUAAAAAACAAAACA